Seriola dumerili (greater amberjack) is the source of this 5191-nucleotide messenger RNA. It is a transcript of the gene far1, whose product is annotated as fatty acyl-CoA reductase 1-like. NCBI's taxonomy places the organism in Eukaryota, Metazoa, Chordata, Actinopteri, Carangiformes, Carangidae. Gene Ontology annotation, molecular function: alcohol-forming very long-chain fatty acyl-CoA reductase (NADP+) activity. The record is from RefSeq and is a predicted model, not a curated record. Gene Ontology annotation, biological process: long-chain fatty-acyl-CoA metabolic process. Gene Ontology annotation, cellular component: peroxisome. Bases 144 to 1697 code for a protein of 517 amino acids. The transcript is spliced from 13 exons.
CGGUACACGCCGGUGCUCAACCGCACAUACACACGCACACACGCAGACACACCGGACGUUAAAGUUGAAGAGCCGGGGGGGAAAACAUCGACGUUUCUGGUGGAGUGGUGUUGAGGCGCUCACUGAACAGGACAGCAGACAUCAUGGUGAACAUCCCAGAAUACUAUGCAGGGAAAAAUGUGCUGAUCACCGGAGCGACGGGCUUCAUGGGCAAGGUGCUGCUGGAGAAGCUGCUGAGGUCAUGCCCAGGAGUCAAAGUUGUGUAUGUGAUGGUCAGGCCAAAAGCUGGCCAGAGCCCCCAGGCCCGCCUCGCCGACAUUAUCAACUGCAAGUUGUUUGAAAGACUGCAAGAUGAGCAGCCGGACUUUGCAGGGAAGAUCAUCGCAGUCAACAGUGACCUCACACUGCCGGAGCUGGAUCUGAGUAAAGAGGAUCAGAGCAUCCUGGCUGAAAACAUUAACAUCAUCUUCCACUGUGCCGCCACCAUCCGCUUUAAUGAGCCACUCAAAGAUGCAAUGCAGCUGAACGUCCUGGCCACCCAGAAGAUGCUGGCGCUGGCCCACAGGAUGAAGCACCUGGAGAUCUUCAUCCACAUCUCCACAGCCUACGCCAACUGUGACCGAGAGCUCAUCGAAGAAGUCGUCUACCCUCCCCCCAUAGAUUACCGCAGACUCAUCGAUACUCUGGAUUGGAUGGAUGAUGAGCUGGUAUCUGCACUAACUCCCAAGCUGAUUGGACAGCGUCCCAACACCUACACCUACACCAAAGCCUUGGCGGAGUAUCUGGUGCAGCAGGAGGCUGGAGACCUCAACGUAGCAAUUGUCAGACCCUCCAUAGUUGGAGCCAGCUGGAAAGAGCCCUUCCCAGGUUGGAUUGAUAACUUCAAUGGACCAAGUGGAAUAUUCAUUGCAGCUGGUAAAGGGAUCCUGCGUACGAUGAGGGCGUCUAACGAUGCUGUGGCCGACCUGGUGCCUGUAGACGUGGUCAUCAACGCCACGCUGGCUGCAGCUUGGUACUCUGGAUCACAAACAUGCAACAGGCCUAAGAACAUCCUGGUGUACAACUGCACAACCGGUGGGAUCAACCCAUUUCACUGGGGUGAAGUUGAGUACCAUGUAAUAUCCACAUUCAAGAGGAACCCCCUCGAGCAGGCCUUCCGUCGGCCCAAUGUUAAUCUCACAUCCAAUCACCUAAUCAAUCAGUACUGGAUCGCCGUGAGCCACAAGGCUCCGGCCUUCCUCUAUGAUCUGUACCUCAGGCUGAUUGGACGAGAGCCCAGAAUGAUGAAGACGAUCACUCGCCUCCACAAAGCCAUGAUGGUCCUGGAGUAUUUCACCAGUCACUCCUGGGUGUGGAACACUGACAAUGUGGCCAUGCUCAUGGGCCAGAUGAGCCCCGAGGACAAAAAGGUGUUUAAUUUUGACGUGCGCCAGCUGCACUGGGCAGAGUACAUGGAGAAUUACUGUAUGGGCACCAAAAAAUACGUCCUGAAUGAAGAGCUGUCUGGCCUGCCUGCUGCACGCAAACACCUCAACAAGCUGAGGAACAUCCGCUACACCUUCAACACCAUCCUGGUGGUGCUCAUCUGGCGCGUGUUCAUUGCCCGAUCCCAGAUGGCCAGAAACAUCUGGUACUUUGUGGUGAGCCUCUGCUUCAAAUUCCUCUCCUACUUCAGAGCUUCCUCCACCAUGAGAUAAUGAGCCGGGGACACGGUGGCGGAUGGCGAGAUGGAGGGAUGGAGGAAUGAAGAAAACACUGGCUUUGGAUGAUGAAAGGAACCGGAGCUCAAAGUCCUUCAAAAUGGUACCACACUGUCUGCCUUUGGCCCCGUGUUCGCCCUCGCACUCAAAGAUUAAUUGGCAGCGUUAAACAUCGUGGACACUGAGCUACUGGACAAGCCUCUAAAUGUUGCAUAUGUCAGAUCUAUCUAACCCGAUCGCUCGCAUUUCACGCAGAGGGCAUGGAUUUAUCAAGAAGCAGGACCACACGCGCUGGUUCUGUUCAUUUCCAGUCACUCCAGUCCCUCUCUGGUGCCGGCUUUUACUCCGGAGCACUUCCUGUAAACCUGCUCCAUCUUGUCUGUCUGCUCGCCUGGCUGCCUGUCUGCAAAACAAAGCUAUGCACUGGAUGAUGCUCUGCUGCAACAAUCCUUGGCUGGUUUUGAGUCAGUCCAGGCUUCAUGUCCUGUACUGUAGGUCUUUUUCUGUAUAUGGAGUCUUUCAUUAAAAAAUAACCACUUCAGCUGCUGUAUGGGUUACAUCUGUCACGUGAAAACAUAACUCCAGUUUUUUGUUUCCUUUUACAUUUGUUUGUCAUUUUUAUGCUAGUACGCCCUGCGGAAAUGAAAAACCUGUUUAUAAUAAGCAGGGAUUUCUGGGGUUUUCAUUGGACAGCAGAAUUUGCUAAAGCAAAGCAUGAACUAUACUCAGCUUCUGGGGCAUUGUGGCUGGUUUUUCACAUUUGGUUGGAGGCAGAUGAAGAAUGAUUCUGGUCUAGGGAUCAUUGUUUAAACUCUGUCUCUCUCUUCAAACCCCAUCUCCAAGACCAAAGCCAUUUCAACCAACGUUUAUGACAGCUGCUCUGAUCAGCUUGGUGUAAAGAGAAAAGUUGAUGUUGUCAGAGUUUGGGAGCUCGCUCAUACCGACCCUUCUCUCAUCAAGUGUUGUCAUUGGCCUUCUUUCCCUCUUCUCGCUUGACAGAGACGCUCCCUACGACAAUACUGCGCUCCUGUGUGUCUCUAGUGGACUGCAGGGGCCGGUUCCCUAAUUUUCCACCAAGCACAAUGUAGAUUGUAAUACGACGGCUUUAGCCAGUGCCUCCCAGAUUCUUCUUGCAUCAGCAGGUCUUGCAAAUCAAGCUGCUUCUUCUACAGGUUCCUUUUUGUUGUUGUUGUUGUUGUUGUUGUCAUGUCUGAACGUCAUUUGUGACAAUCGUAAAGCGAUUUUUGCCAAAAUACCUCUUAGCUUACAGACUCGUAGCUCAGUAGAGGAUGAGAUGGGUGGAGUUGAGAGGAGAAAUAUUGUCACGUUUGGCUUCUUUUUCUCCUGUAUGCCUAAAAAUUUACUUUUUUUUUUUUUUUCUCAUUACUAGUUAACAUCUUGACUCACACUAAGAAUUUGAUAAAGCUACCUGAACAGUAGAGUAAUGAACCGUAGCUCAGCAUCUUUGUGAAAAGUUUUGUUACCUUGGUCAUUUUCUUUUCAUUUUACUGGUUCAUUUUCAUGCUAGUCAGUUCUGUAAAGGUAUGCAGGAUUUAUCAUUUGUGCUCAUUCUGUUACAAACUUCAUUCAGUUGCCUUCAUUAUUCUUCUCGCUAAAAAAAAAAGAUAUUUGCCUUUUCAGACCACAAACGUUGGCUGGUUACAGAACUGGUAACAUGAGCUAAAGUCCUCACAUCAUACAUCUGUGAAUCGUCUCUCAAUGCCAUAUUAAGUCUUCAGUUUUCCCAGAAAGUGUCUGAAGAAGCAGGCUGUGGCCGUGCGCUGGUCUUUGGUUGUGCUUGCAUGUGUCUUCUCAGCGUGUCUUGGGCUAUAGCAACUUUUCAACACCUCCGUUUUGCCCUAUGAAUGUGGCUUUCACUCUCACAGCAUGAGCUGUUUUUUUACAUGGGAUCAUGUUACCGGGGGGAGGGGGGGGGAUACACAAAGAUGUGUGCAAGUGAGAACUGUGCCUGAACUUUUUGUCAAUAUUCUAACAAUGUGAAAAGAGAGCAAUCAGAUAUGUUUUCUAAUUAUUUUGUGUACAGCUCUAUUUAGGUAGACUUCAAAGUAUAACGAUGUAUUUUUGUGCUGAUGACAUUGCGUGGCUAAUUUAAUGAUACAAAGCUUACUGAAGCAACUUCAGCUGCUGUAAAUAAAACUUAAAAAAAGAAGAAAAAAAGGUGAAUAUGUAAAGAUAAGUACAGUAUGUUCAGAGCGGAGUUCAACUGUUAUGAGUUGUUUGUUGCUGUAUAUGUACAUGUACCUUCUUUUUUUUUUUUUUCUCUGAAUGUAGGAGAAUGACACGGCCUGACGUUUUGUUGCACAGCCAGAAUCUUCCUCUGACUCCUCAAAUGACAAACUAACAAUAUUAUAAUUGCCUGUACUAAGUGUUUGUUCCCUGGAGGGCUGUGUGACGAAUUCUUGCUGUUGUAACUCCAUUCCCUUGUGACGGUGUGAGUGUGUAGCUCAGUUUUGUGGUGGUGAAUGGUUGUGGUCAUGCCCUUGUGUAGUUUGGUUUCGGAGAAGGGGGGAAAAAAAAAAAAAAAAAAAAAAAAGCAAUGGCAUGUCUAAUUCAGGGUUUUCUUUAAGCUUGUUUUUGUGGUUAGAGAAGUGAGACGGAUGAACGGGUCCUUUUCAUGUUCUCGCUUUUGAUGUCAGCAACUACUGAAUCUACCAAUGACUUGCCCAUCAAACAGGGCAUUACACAAAAGUAACAUCAGCAUUAGAAUAAAUCCUAAAUAGUCACAUUGAUCCUUUUUUUUUAUCAAAUUUAAAGCCCCUGAAAACGUGGCUUCAGAUCUUUUAACAUUUAGAUAUUCAUCACUAAACGAGUUAAAGGAUUAGUUUGACAUUUUGGGAAAUUUACUUAUUUGAAUGUUAGAUGAGCAGAUUGAUACAGCUCAUGUCAGUACAGUAAAUAUGAAGCUAUAGCUAGCAGCUGGUUAGCUUAGCAUAAAGACUGGAAUUCAAGGGGUAACGUGGCCUGAUCUUGUUCAAAGGAGACAAAGUGCAGCUUUUUUUGUACAAACUAAAGGAGACAAGAUAUUAGCGAGCUUCAGAAGCGCCGAGUUGGAUUUUGUUACCUUCAUGUACAGAGCUCGGCUAGCUGUUUCCCUCUGUUUCCAGUCUUUGUGCUAAGCUAAGUCUGCAGGCUCCAGUUUCAUAUUUAUGGCACAGACACGAGUAACCAAAUUAAUCUAACUGCUUAUAUACAAGCAUAUUUCCCAGACUGUUAAACUAUUAUUUUAACACUCAAAAACCCAGCUAAUCUGCUUUACUUCUUUUCUUCUUUUUUUUUUUUUUUUUGAAAUCAGGACUCAGUAGGUGUGGUUUGACAAGAUUUUAAUGACACUUACUGGCCUGACCUGUCAUCAAAUUUUGAUCUAGAUGCAUCGAAGUCCUGAUUGGUGGAUAGAAAUCUGUGACAUCACCUUUUUCCAACUAUGUCCUGCCCACUUCAAACCAGUGAGAGCACAAACAGGAAAAACAAAU